This is a messenger RNA of Varanus komodoensis (Komodo dragon), 2363 nucleotides long. It is a transcript of the gene SMG9, whose product is annotated as SMG9 nonsense mediated mRNA decay factor. NCBI's taxonomy places the organism in Eukaryota, Metazoa, Chordata, Lepidosauria, Squamata, Varanidae. The record is from RefSeq and is a predicted model, not a curated record. Bases 208 to 1746 code for a protein of 512 amino acids. Gene Ontology annotation, biological process: nuclear-transcribed mRNA catabolic process, nonsense-mediated decay. The transcript is spliced from 14 exons.
CUGGCGGAAACAACGGUGGCCGAUGAGGCUCCUGGCCCUGCUACCUUCCAAGAUGUGCUGAGACAGCGGUAUCAGCUUCCUAGCAGCGAGGUGUGAUCCGCGCCGGGCGGACGCUACCUUCUGGCUCAAGUGGCGCUCGGCCGGGAUCCCUUCUCCCUAAGCGGGGCACCGGGCUUCACCGUCCCGCCGUUCAGGUUCUGUUUCCACAUGUCAGAAUCGGGGCACAGCCAGCCAGGGCUGUAUGAACGCCGCCGUCGCUGGAACCGUGAUAAGGAGCUGGGUCAUCAAAGCUUGUCUGGGCCAGGCCGGGACCGUGAUUAUGUCCCCUGGGACCGGGACCGGGACCGGGACCGGGACCGACGGGAGCCCAUGGAUGAGCCGGUGGGAACCGUGAUGCAGAAGACGCCCAUCAUCCUAGCCAAGCCACCUGCAGAGAGGUCCAAGGGGGCCCCAACCCCCACUCCCACUCCAGCCCCUGCCCCCGCCAUCGAGAAGCCCAUUGUGCUCAUGAAGUCACGGGAGGAAGGCAAAGGCCCUGCAGGACCAGUGGAGACGUCAGCUCAGCCCCCUGUCGCUGUCGCCAAGGUGGAGAAGGAGGGCCAGCGCCCCACGCAGCCCGUCUAUCAGAUCCAGAAUAGAGGCAUGGGUUCCACAGCAUCCAGCGGCAUCAUGGAUCCUGUGGUUGGCCAGGCCAAGCUGCUAGCUCCAGAGAAGAUGAAGCACAGCAUCAAACUGGUGGAUGACCAGAUGAACUGGUGUGACAGUGCCAUCGAGUACCUCCUGGACCAAACAGACGUGCUGGUGGUUGGGGUGCUGGGACUCCAGGGGACUGGCAAAUCCAUGGUGAUGUCACUGCUCUCAGCGAAUCAGCCUGAAGAUGACCAAAGGACCUACGUGUUCCGCACUCAGGGCCAGGAGAUCAAGGAGCGUGGGGGCAACCAGACCAGUGGCAUCGACUUCUUCAUCACCCAGGAGCGCAUCAUCUUCCUUGACACUCAGCCCAUUCUCAGCCCCUCCAUCCUAGACCACCUGAUCAACAAUGACCGCAAGUUGCCUCCGGAGUAUAAUCUACCCCAUACCUACGUCGAGAUGCAGUCCCUCCAGAUCGCUGCAUUUCUUUUCACCGUCUGCCACGUGGUCAUCGUGGUGCAAGACUGGUUUACAGACCUGAGCUUGUACAGGUUCCUUCAGACAGCCGAGAUGGUAAAACCCUCCACGCCAUCUCCCAGUCAUGAAUCCAGCGGCCCUUCUGGCUCAGAUGAGGGCACAGAAUACUACCCGCACAUCGUUUUUCUCCAGAACAAAGCCAAGAGGGAGAACUUCUGUCCCAGGAAUGUGAAACAGACGCACCUUAUUAUUGACAAAAUUAUGAUGCACUCUCAUCUGAAAUACAAGGGUACGCUCUCCAUGUUGGAAUGUAACAUCUUUCCCGGCCUGCCCCAGAGUUACCUGGACUCAGAGGUCAACCUGUUCUUGCUGCCUUUUAUGGAUGCAGAUGCAGAUGAUACUCUGCCCAGAGCAGCCCCAGGAGGCGCCUCCCUCUUCUCCCUCCUGCCCGGGUACAAGGGACACCCUAGUUUCCAGUCGCUGAUCGCCAAGCUUCGGAGCCAGAUUAUGUCUAUGUCCCGGCCUCAACUCUCCCACACCAUCCUCACUGAGAAGAACUGGUUCCACUACGCAGCACGCAUCUGGGACGGUGUGAAGAAGUCCUCUGCUCUCUCCGAGUAUAGCCGCCUGCUGGCGUGAGGAUGACAUUCCCACAGAGGGGCUGCCACGUGCAGCCAGGCUCCCCCGUCCCCCAGGCUGGGAGAACCGGGACAUCUCUGCCCUCACCCAGAGGCGCAGCAAUGCCAGUAUCCCAGAGAGGAGAGCUGUAAGGAGGCGCCAGCAGUUCAAGAUUCCUGGAGUAAAAUGCGGAUUUGGCCAGGUGUCCCCGCUGGGCUGCCGACCUGCCCGCCACCCAGCAUCCACCUGAUUUCCACCUGCGCACUCAGGAGGCUCGUCUGUCUUCCUCUGUGCCAUGACUCCUAGUUUUGCGAGGUCCUUCAGCCAGAGUGGGAAUUAGCCAAGGCGGCCACUAAUCUUCUACCCUGUGGGGGCAGCCAGACUCCCUUGCAGUUGUAGUGGUGGGUCAAGUCAAAGGUCAAUGGGGGAGUUCAUUUGCUGCUUUGAAUACUUUCAGAUGUAUUCCUAAUUCUUCGGUGUUCAGGGCAGUGUGCUCAACCCCAUCUGUCUCUGCUCAACUCUGUCCCUUUCCUUGACAUGCACCCAGUUUUCUUGUUCCUCUGUUGCAAAGUGGAUAAUCCACUCCCCCUUUGCAUGAAUAUUCUAAACUUGUUCAUUAAACUGCUCAAGCAACUUCA